Molecule: messenger RNA, 1003 nt
Organism: Solanum stenotomum
Lineage: Eukaryota; Viridiplantae; Streptophyta; Magnoliopsida; Solanales; Solanaceae
Exons: 5
Coding region: 279-1001 (240 amino acids)
Molecular function (GO): lipid binding
Source: RefSeq, a predicted model, not a curated record
GAUAAUGACUAGCAAUUUUAAUCAUGGAGUUUUCUCUGGCAUUCCAUGUGCAACAAUCAACUCUUCCCACUUAUUAUUUAAACAUUACACACAUAUAGUAAUAUAUAUAUUAACCAAUUCCCCUUCUUUUCUUUCAAAACAAUCUAACAUUGUACUUUGAUCUAACAACCCCCCACCCUCCUCUCAACCAUAUAUAUCCUUAAAUUCAUCUAUCUUUUCCCUAAGUUUGAGGAACAAAACUAAAAUAAAACUCUCAUAUAUCCUUUUUGUGGCUCAAGAUGAGUAAUCUUACUUCUAGUCCCGUUCCUUGUAGUAGAUCAUGGUCAAUUAGUGAGGACUCAUUGAGAAGAUAUGUGUUCUAUGCAAGUGAAAAUUGCAUCCAAGAAUUAUUAUCAGCUUCAGAUUCAAAAAGUUGUAACGAUGGCUGGAAAAUACUUGGCGUAGAUAACGGCGUUGAGAUAUCUAAACGCCGUUCAGGUUCACUUCACACUUUCCGUAGCCGUUGGUUACUCAAAUCUGUCUCUCCUGAACAAUUCAUCACCGUAGCUAACGCCAUCGAUGCUGCAAGGCAAUGGGACGGGGACUUAGUAGAAGCAAGAUACAUAAAGGAUUUGGAAGAUAAUUUGAGUAUUAUACGUCUUAGAUUUGGGGAAAAUUCCAAGCCUUUAUUCAGAAACAGAGAAUUUAUUGUCUAUGAACGUCGUGAAACUAUGGAUGAUGGAACACUGGUAGUAGCAGUAGCUUCACUUCCAAAAGAGAUAGCAGCAGGUUUGCACCCAAAGCAAAACAAUGCAAUAAGAGGUUUAUUGUUGCAAUCUGGAUGGGUUGUUGAGAAAAUUGACCAUGAUUCUUGCAUGGUCACUUACGUUGUCCAGUUGGAUCCAGCAGGAUGGUUACCAAAAUGCUUCGUGAAUCGGUUGAACACAAAGUUGGUUAUGAUCAUUGACAACCUUAAAAAGCAAGUGCUUUCUAGCCCUACCAAUAGUGAUGAUAGUACUUGAUU